CGACGAGAUCAAAUUACGGAAAAUUACAAAGAGGAAUGCAUCUUUUAAACAGAUCUCAAUAAGUGAAAGGUUUAAAAUCAUCCAGCCGCCACGCUUGAACCACUUCAGUUGAGCUUGAAGUUCAAAAGAAUUACUUGGACUUUUCAUCUACAAUGGCAGUUUUGGUGAAAACUUGUUGCUGCGGCUGCAGUCUUCGCACAGGUGUUAUGAUCCUUGCAAUCUUGGGCCUGAUUGGAUCAGCAUAUUCAAUUUAUCAAGCAGCUCAUUCUGUUAAAGUUUACAAGGAACUAGAGGAGAACGCCGACGGACACAGCCAACAUUUGCCUUUUAACAAAAAGCACUUUCUUGCUAUCAUCAGACUGAGUUAUGCAAGCCUCGCAUUCAGAGUCAUCUCACUGUUGGUGAACGUGUUGCUUCUGGGAUCCUGUUGCACAGGUAACGAACGUUUAGCAUUUCCAUGGCUUGGGUGGAGCAUCUUCGAGCUCUUUUUCACCCUUGGAGUGGUGAUAUUUUAUAUUUCCAUCUGGAAUGGGUUUGCCGCUUUCCUAAUUAUCUAUAGCCUUGGAUGGUUGCUGUCGAUCUACUUCAUUGUUGUGGUUUAUUCGUUCAUCGAAGCCCUUGGUGAAGAUCCAUCGGGAACGAGUGCAGGAUUUUCUCCCCCUCUGACAGGAGGAAAUCAAACUCAGAUGGCUGGUGGACUCCCUCCAUACGCUGUAUCUCAGAAAGGAACUGUGUAAACUUAGCACAAAAAUGUGACUGACUUAAGUGACUACUGAUCAUUGUUUUAAUUUGUAAUUUUUUUGAAAGGCCAACUAAAGUGAACUGAGCUUCAA
This is a messenger RNA of Stylophora pistillata, 833 nucleotides long. RefSeq lists its product as uncharacterized. The record is from RefSeq and is a predicted model, not a curated record. NCBI's taxonomy places the organism in Eukaryota, Metazoa, Cnidaria, Anthozoa, Scleractinia, Pocilloporidae.